UUCAGGCUAGCUUGCGUGGUCGUAAUAUUCAGGUUUGUGUGCAGACGAAUGACUAAUAAUAUCAGUGUCGACAGUAGCAUCUAAGAUUUACGUCUGAGAGGUUAAUUCUUUCAAAGGAGCCGUUCGGUAAUAUCAUUCAGUGCAGGGCACUUACUACGAACGCAGCGCGGUGUCAGUUAGGUUUAUGUUGGUGAAGCUCAACUGGGAAAAUGCAAACGUAAGCCAGGCCAGAUAGCUGAACGCUGGCUGGCUGUAUUCAACCACACGAGGGCAUAAAUGAUUUCAUGAACGAAUUUGCAGAGUUGGUCUUCAACAGUGGUGAAGAUGCGGAAGGACGUCAGAAUAUUACUGGUGGGAGAGCCCAAGGUGGGGAAGACUUCCCUGAUCAUGUCGCUGGUCAGCGAGGAGUUCCCACAGGUGGUGCCCUACCGGGCUGAAGAGAUCACCAUACCGGCAGACGUCACCCCAGAGAGAGUUCCUACACACAUAGUAGACUACUCAGAGGCGGAACAAACAGAUGAGCAGUUGUCUUCAGAGAUAUCAAAGGCCAAUGUGAUUUGCAUAGUGUACGCCGUCAACAACAAGAAGUCCAUUGAGAAGGUGACCAGCCAUUGGAUUCCACUUAUAAAUGACAAUACAGACAAGGACAGCAGGGUUCCUGUCAUCCUGGUCGGGAACAAGUCUGACCUGGUGGAACACAGCAGCAUGGAGACCAUCCUGCCCGUCAUGAACCAGUACACUGAGAUCGAGACAUGUGUGGAGUGUUCAGCAAAGAACCUGAAGAACAUAUCUGAGUUGUUUUACUACGCCCAAAAGGCUGUCCUGCACCCCACUGGCCCUUUAUACUGUCCAGAGGAGAAACAGAUGAAGCUCGCCUGCAUCAAAGCGCUGACUCGCAUCUUCAAGGUAUCAGACCUGGACAACGAUGGGAUUCUCAAUGAUAAUGAGCUCAACUUCUUCCAGAGGACAUGCUUCAAUGCCCCACUGGCAUCCCAGGCCCUGGAGGAUGUGAAGAACGUUGUGAGGAAGAACGUGAUCGACGGUGUGUGUGACAACGGCCUCACUCUCAAAGGGUUCCUGUUCCUCCACAUCCUCUUCAUCCAGAGGGGGAGACAUGAGACCACCUGGACGGUCCUCAGGAGGUUCGGCUACGACGACGACCUGGAACUCCACCAGGACUACCUGUUCCCACUCACGUUGAAAGUACCUCCAGACUGCACCACCGAGCUGAAUCACAAUGCCUACCUCUUCCUGCAGAGUGUCUUUGACAAACAUGACAAGGACCGGGACUGUGCCCUGUCCCCAGAGGAGCUGAAGGACCUGUUUGACGUGUUCCCCUACAUGCCCUGGGGCCCCGACGUCAACAACACGGUGUACACCAACGACCAAGACUGGAUCACCUACCAGGGCUACCUGUCCCAGUGGACGUUGACCACCUACCUGGAUGUCCAGCGCUGCCUGGAGUACCUGGGUUACCUUGGUUACUCUAUCAUCUCUGAGCAGGAGUCCCAGGCAGCAGCCAUCACAGUAACGAGGGACAAGAAGAUUGACCUGCAGAAGAAGCAGACCCAGCGCAGUGUGUUCCGCUGUAACAUCUUCGGGGACAGCGGCAGUGGCAAGAGCGGCUUCCUGCAAGCCUUCCUUGGAAGAAACCUCACGCGUCAAAACAUCGUUAGCGAAGAGCACAUGUCCUACUAUGCUAUCAGCACAGCAUAUGUGUAUGGUCAGGAGAAAUACCUACUGCUCCACGAAGUUUUCCCAGACUUUGACGUCCUCUCGGACACUGACCUGGCUUGUGACAUUGUGUGUCUGGUGUACGACGCCAGCAACCCCCACUCCUUCGAGUACUGCGCCAGAGUCUUCAAGCAGUACUUCAUGGACACCAAGACGCCGUGCAUGAUGAUCGCAGCCAAAUCGGACCUCCAGGAGACCAAGCAGCUAUACGCCCUCACCCCUCUGGAGUUCUGUAGGAAGCACAAGAUGCCCCCUCCGCAGGCCUUCACCUGCAACACGGCAGACGCACCCUGCAAAGACAUCUACACCAAACUUACCACCAUGGCCAUGCACCCUCACGCUCGGCUGCGCUGUAUGUGUACCUGUAACAGGUGCACCUUCUGCCACCUGCAGAACUUCAUCAACUCAGAGCUGGUGCAGACGGUGAAGGCCAAGCUCUACGCCGCCAUUCUCAGCAGACAUGUGACACAGGCUGACCUGAAGAGCUCCACCUUCUGGUUGAGAGUGAGCGUGGGAGCCACUGUGUUCGCCGUGCUGGGCUUCGCCAUGUACAGAGUGCUGCUCAAACAACGGUGAUCCACCCACCACUGUGCAAAUCCAACCUCGGCGAGACUUGUACCCAAAUUUGUUUGUGCUGUUUUACCAACUACUAGGUCUAUAAGUGAAAAGCUAGGAUUCACUACAGUCUCCCAUUGACAUGAAUAUAUGACUAAGUGAAAAUUCAACUUAAGUGCAAGUUAGGAUCUGCCCCAUAGGCAAUAGGAUCUGGACCAGGCUAAACCUUGCACCCUCUCCCAAUAAAUAUCCCUCUAAGAUCAUAAAAGAUCCACUAUGUCCCCGAUGUGAUGAGGGGAAAAAGCAAACCUUAUUUAGUUUUACACCUAGAGACUUCACAAGAAACGGACUGCUGCUGUUCUUUAUUUUGGCGUCUGCGUACUCAGUAUGUCUAUAUAUAAUAUUUAUAUUGAAAAUGUGAUUAUCUAAGUACUGAUGAAGCUCGUGAUUUCUUCUCUUUGCGCAUUAUAUAAAACAUUUUUUUGGGGGGGGAUACCUGUGUGGAUUGAAAUGGUGAAACAACUCAAUCUUAAUCAGUUGAAGUAAGGGUAGUGAAAUGGGUACGCAAAAGAACCAAUACAAUACACAAAAACAUACGCUUUAAAACAAAUACUGAAACAAUGUGUAAAUAAUGUGUAUAUAUAACUGCUUCUAUAUUUGUUUUAUUUGAACAAACGGGACAUUAUAAAGUUCAUAUGCUGAAGCUAUAAUGGUUCAACAAAGCCACAUUCUAUGCUAUAAAGGGAUUAGCUUUCACCCAGUUAUUUAGUAUUUUCUAAUAUCCUCAAACCUGUUCAGUAAAGGCUGUUCUGCUGUUUUUAAAUGAAGGUUGUUCUUUAGUUUGCCUUCCAGGGCCAGAAGCUUGGUGGCACACUUACAAAUUUGUAAGGCUGAAUCAGCCCAUGUUCAAUCAAUGGAUGUUCUGUAUGGGAUGAUACUUUCUGGGUGUCUGCGCCUUACCCCUAGAACUCAGUAAGGCAGAAGUAUCCUCUGUGGCCCUCCCAUGGCUUCCUGUAUGGGUAUGGAUCACCCAGGUGGUGUGUGUGUUGGGCGUGCAUGUCAAAUCAAACGGUGUGUGUUGGGCGUGCAUGUCAAAUCAAACGGUGUGUGUUGGGCGUGCAUGUCAAAUCAAACGGUGUGUGUUGGGCGUGCAUGUCAAAUCAAACGGUGUGUGUUGGGCGUGCAUGUCAAAUCAAACGGUGUGUGUUGGGCGUGCAUGUCAAAUCAAACGGUGUGUGUUGGGCGUGCAUGUCAAAUCAAACGGUGUGUGUUGGGCGUGCAUGUCAAAUCAAACGGUGUGUGUUGGGCGUGCAUGUCAAAUCAAACGGUGUGUGUUGGGCGUGCAUGUCAAAUCAAACGGUGUGUGUUGGGCGUGCAUGUCAAAUCAAACGGUGUGUGUUGGGCGUGCAUGUCAAAUCAAACGGUGUGUGUUGGGCGUGCAUGUCAAAUCAAACGGUGUGUGUUGGGCGUGCAUGUCAAAUCAAACGGUGUGUGUUGGGCGUGCAUGUCAAAUCAAACGGUGUGUGUUGGGCGUCCAUGUCAAAUCAAACGGUGUGUGUUGGGCGUGCAUGUCAAAUCAAACGGUGUGUGUUGGGCGUGCAUGUCAAAUCAAACGGUGUGUGUUGGGCGUGCAUGUCAAAUCAAACGGUGUGUGCUUGAUAUGUGAGGCUGUACAGUUAUUAUAUUUGCAGGAGCUGAAUUUGCAUGCUUUGCUUUUUUCUGAUCAUCAUCCAAUAUUGUUAUAAUAUCAAAUACACUGUUAUUAUGAAGCCAACAUUCUUCUCAAUGGUACUAUUCCAAUUAUCCAAAUGUUAUGCAGCACCCCCAACUCCCAGAACAUUAGGACAAUUGUUUCACAUUUUGCCUUUCCAAUGUUUAUAAUAAAUAAAUCCACUUUAA
This is a messenger RNA of Salmo salar (Atlantic salmon), 4188 nucleotides long. Its product is annotated as mitochondrial Rho GTPase 1-A. Gene Ontology annotation, cellular component: mitochondrial outer membrane. Gene Ontology annotation, biological process: mitochondrion organization. Gene Ontology annotation, molecular function: GTP binding; calcium ion binding; GTPase activity. Lineage: Eukaryota; Metazoa; Chordata; Actinopteri; Salmoniformes; Salmonidae. The record is from RefSeq and is a predicted model, not a curated record.